GGUGGUGAUGGGAGUUCCAAGAUGGCGGCGCCCGUUUGACAACCUGGGGGAAGAUCGUGCUGUAGCUGCUCCGGGUUCUGUCUCGCCCUCCAGAGAGAGAGAGAGACACGGGGAGGAGCCGCUGGAGCCUAGGCCCGCAGCCGAUCGCCCUUUCCUGUGUCACUCAGAAAUAAUGUUGAUAUUUAGAACUCAUGUCGAACAUCUAUGAAGAGAGAGUAACGAUGAUUGCAGCAGGGGAUUUGCAGGAGUUUGUCCCUUUUGGCCGUGACCACUGCAAACACCAUCCUAAUGCGCUGAACCUGCAACUUCGGCAGCUGCAACCAGCCUCGGAACUGUGGUCAUCGGAUGGAGCAGCUGGUUUGGUGGGGUCCCUUCAGGAAGUUACAAUCCAUGAGAAACAUAAGGAAAAUUGGCAUUUAAGGAAGGGCAUCAGUGAUGUUGGUGAAGAUGUGGAGUAUGAUGAAGAAUUGUAUGUGGCCGGCAACAUGGUUAUUUGGAGCAAAGGAAGCAAAAGCCAGGCUGCUGCAGUUUAUAAAGCAUUUACUGUUGACAGCCCUGUUCUACAGGCCUUAUGGUGUGAUUUUUCUAUACCCCAAGAUAAGUCUGGUAAAACGGAAGAUCGCAGUGAGGUUGUUGAAAAGUGUGUCUGCAUAUUACAGAGCUCUUGCAUAAAUAUCCACAGCAUUGAAGGAAAGGAUUACACUGCUUCGUUGCCCUUCCAGGUUGCAAAUGUCUGGCCAACAAAAUAUGGUUUGUUGUUUGAACGUAGCAGUUCUUCGCAUGAAGUGCCUCUAAGCCCAACCAGAGAACCUUUGCCCACCAUGUUCAGCAUGCUUCACCCAUUAGAUGAAAUAACGCCUAUGAUUUGCAAGGCUGCAGGUUUGUUUGGCUCUACUAGAGUCCAGUAUGUUGCUGACUACUCAAUGAGAAUUGUUUUUCUCAACGCUGAACCUUCCAUCCUAAUGACAUAUGAUGCCACUCAGAGUUUGCAUACAAUUUGGGCACUCCGGAGAGUAAAACCAGAGGAGCAGAGUGCUGUUUUGAAAUUUUCUGAUCAGGUUGGAACCCCCCAGCAUGUAGCCACCAGCACGUCGUUCACUGCCCACCUUCGGAGUCUGUCGAAGGGUGACUCACCUGUCACGUCUCCCUUCCAGAACUACUCCUCUAUUCACAGUCAGAGCAGAUCAGUUUCAUCUCCCAGCAUCCACUCUCGCUCACCGUCCAUAUCCAACAUGGCCGCUCUGAGUCGGUCUCACUCUCCAGCGUUGGGGGUGCAUUCUUUCUCUGGGGUGCAGAGGUUCAACUUCUCCAGCCACGCGCAGUCUCCCAGGAGGCACAGUGCCUGUCAUUCGCCCGGCAGUGCCACUGACUCCUUCCUUGCCCCAGAAACUGAACUCAUUGUUCCGGAGCUUUGCAUAGAUCAUCUGUGGACGGAGGCCUUCACUACCUCAAGGGAGAAGAAGUCUCAAGCCUCCAAAGUAUUUAUUACAACAGAUCUUUGUGGGCAGAAGUUUUUGUGCUACUUAGUGGAGUCUCAGCUCCAGUUGCGCUGUGUAAAGUUUCAACAGAGUAAUGACAUGUCACAGUUGAUCUUCGGCUCUGUUACCAAUAUACAGGCAAAGGAUGCUGCUCCAGUUGAAAGCAUUGACACAAUGCUGGUGCUGGAAGAAAAUGGAAACUUAGUCCUGUACACAGGAACAGUUCGAGUUGGAAAGGUUUUCAUACCUGGCUUGCCAGCGCCAUCCCUGACGAUGUCCAAUCAAAUGCCUCGCCCGAGCACUCCUCUGGACAGUAUUAGCACUCCGUCCAAACCUUUGAACAAGCACCUUGGACCGUUAGAUGAGGGAGUGUUGUCUCCUGUUCCAGAACUAAGGGAUUCUUCCAAACUUCAGGACUCCUCCUAUAUUGAUGAUUGCACUUUUCAGCAACUGGCAACAUUUGUCCACUCUGUGAGAGAUCCUGUCCAUAACAGAGUGACUCUGGAACUCAGCAAUGGCUCAAUGGUUAGAAUUUCCAUUCCUGAAAUUGCAACUUCAGAGUUAGUCAAAAGAUGUCUACAGGGUAUUAAAUGCAUCCUCCCCAAAGAGAUCGCUGUGCAGAUGCUUGUCAGAUGGUAUAAUGCAUACAAUGCACCGGGAGGACCAAGCUACUACUCGGAGUGGAACUUAUUUGUGACCUGUCUGAUGAAUAUGAUGGGCUACAACACAGACAGAGUAGCAUGGACUCGUAAUCUAGAUUUUGAAGGAUCUCUUUCUCCAGUUAUUGCUCCCAAGAAAGCCCGGCCUUCAGAAACAGGAUCAGAUGAGGACUGGGAAUACCUGCUAAAUUCUGACUACCAUAGGAAUGUGGAGUCACAUCCUUUGGCUAAAGCUUUGCGGCUGGAUCCCCUGGAAGCAAAAUCCCCCAAAGACAAUACCUCACACAGUCACUGCCUGGAUGCCACCACGCUCCUCUUCCCUCACAUUCCAGCUAUUUUCUGUGUGCUCCAUUUAAUCUACGAGGAGCUCAAGCUGAAUUGCUUGAUGGGGGAAGGAAUCCGUUCUCUUGUCGUUCUUCUGGUUCAACUGGCAAGGGACUUACAACUGGAAGCAUACCUUGAUUAUUACUAUAGAGACUAUCCAGUGCUUCUAAAGACAUCCAGGCAAACAGGCAUAAUUGACCCAGCCCAGACAGGUUUCAUGCAUCACCCUACCUUUUUUUCGGCGGAGCCUCCAAGUAUAUUUCAGUGGCUAAGUUCCUGUCUGAAGGGAGAAAGUGUGCCACCAUACCCUUAUUUGCCGGGAAUCUGUGAAAGGAGCAAGCUGGUUGUGCUGAGCGUUGUGCUUUACAUACUUGGGGAUGAAAGAGCCGUUUCAAAUGAAGCGUCCAACUAUUUGUACAAGAUAACGUCAGGGCAGCGAAAGCAGCAGAAUGAACAGGAAGAACUUUGUUACGGGGCUUUGAUAUGGUUUGUCCUUCAAGGAUUUACUUUGAGAGAUCUGGAAUCUUUGCCCUUUGGAGUUGCUCUUCCUGUCAGAGAUGCAAUAUAUCACUGCCGGCAGCAGCCUGCCUCUGACUGGCCAGAAGCAGUCUGUCUUCUCAUAGGCCGCCAGGACCUUUCCAAACAGGCUCGUGAGGGAAACUUGCGAAAGUGCAAAGCUUCUGACACCCAGGUGCUCUCAUCCGAUAUGCCCUCCACUGUAGAGUCGGAAGAGGACGAUGAUGGAAUGAACGACAUGAACCAGGAAGUGAUGUCGCUAAUAUGGAGUGAAGACUUGAGGGUGCAAGAGGUGCGCAGGCUUCUGCAGAGUGCCCACCCCGUCCGUGUCAAUGUAGUUCAAAUGCCAGAAGUCAGCGACCAUGAAUAUAUAGAAGAGAAAGAGAACCGGUUGUUGCAGCUUUGUCAGCGGACGAUGGCCUUGUCUUUGGGAAGAGGAAUGUUCACUCUGUUCUCUUACCACCCAGUUCCAACAGAACCGUUGCCUAUUCCCAAACUGAACUUGACAGGACGGGCUCCUCCAAGGAAUACCACAGUGGAUCUCAAUAGUGGGAAUAUAGAUGUACCUCCCAACAUGGCUUGCUGGGCUAAUUUUCACAACGGGGUGGCUGCUGGCCUGAAAAUAGCACCAGCUUCCCAAAUAGACUCAGCUUGGAUUGUCUACAACAAACCUAAAAAUGCUGAACUAGCCAACGAAUAUGCAGGGUUCCUGAUGGCCCUGGGUUUGAAUGGCCACCUCACGAAACUCGCAACGCUUAACAUCCAUGACUACCUGACAAAGGGCCACGAAAUGACCAGCAUUGGGCUGUUGCUGGGGGUUUCUGCUGCCAAACUUGGCACGAUGGAUAUGUCGAUCACUCGGCUGCUCAGCAUCCACAUCCCUGCUCUGCUCCCACCAACUUCCACUGAGCUGGAUGUUCCCCAUAAUGUGCAAGUGGCUGCUGUAAUUGGGAUAGGCUUGGUGUACCAAGGAACAGCCCACAGACACACUGCCGAGGUUCUGCUGUCAGAAAUUGGCCGCCCCCCUGGUCCUGAGAUGGAGUAUUGUACUGACAGAGAGUCCUAUUCACUGGCUGCUGGCUUAGCUUUGGGGAUGGUUUGUCUCGGGCAUGGCAGCAACUUGAUAGGCAUGUCGGACCUCAACGUACCUGAGCAGCUUUACCAGUAUAUGGUUGGUGGCCAUCGGCGCUUUCAAGCUGGAAUGCAUCGUGAAAAACACAAGUCUCCGAGUUACCAAAUCAAGGAAGGAGAUACUAUAAAUGUCGAUGUGACUUGCCCGGGUGCAACUCUGGCCCUUGCAAUGAUUUAUCUGAAGACAAAUAACAGGUCAAUUGCUGACUGGCUUCGAGCUCCAGACACGAUGUAUUUGUUGGAUUUUGUGAAGCCAGAAUUUCUUUUAUUAAGGACACUUGCUCGAUGCUUGAUUUUGUGGGAUGACAUACUGCCUAGUUCCAAGUGGAUUGACAGCAACGUUCCGCAAAUUGUUAGAGAGAACAGUGUGUCCCUCCAUGCAACAGUGAUGCCUUUGUCAGAAGAUUUGAAUUUGGAGACACUGACGCAGGCUUAUGUCUACAUCAUUGCUGGUGCCUGCCUGUCUUUGGGUUUCCGAUUUGCUGGAUCAGAAAACUUGGCUGCCUUUAACUGCUUGUUUGCCUUUGCGAAAGAUUUCAUGAAGUGUUUAUCUUCGGCUACAGCUUCCAUCGCCGGCCACUAUAACUUGGAGACCUGUCUGAGUGUGGUGUUACUCUCCCUUGCAAUGGUGAUGGCCGGAUCUGGCAACCUGAAGGUCCUCCAACUUUGUCGUUUCAUGCACAAGAAGACUGGCGGGGAGAUGAACUAUGGAUUCCAUAUGGCCCACCAUAUGGCACUUGGGCUCCUCUUUUUAGGAGGGGGGAGGUACUCCCUGAGCACUUCAAAUUCUUCAAUCGCUGCUCUUCUUUGUGCACUGUACCCUCACUUCCCUGUUCACAGUACUGACAACAGGUACCAUCUUCAGGCAUUGCGCCAUCUGUACGUCCUCGCAGCUGAACCCCGGCUCCUUGUCCCUGUGGAUGUGGAUACUGAUACACCUUGCUAUGCACUCCUUGAGGUUAUGUACAAGGGAACUCAGUGGUAUGAAGAAACCACCGAAGAACUCAUGGCACCUACUCUUCUCCCGGAGCUUCACUUGUUGAAACAGAUCAGAGUGAAAGGUCCUCGAUACUGGGAACUCCUGAUUGAUUUAAGCAAAGGCCCACACCACUUAAAGUCAAUUCUCUCAAAAGAUGGUGUCCUGUAUGUAAAAUUGAGAGCUGGGCAGCUUUCCUACAAAGAGGACCCAAUGGGCUGGAGAAGUUUGUUGGCGCAGACAGUAACUCACCGGAACACAGAUGCCCAUGCGUUCAAGCCAGAAGCCAUUUCUGCUUUCACAUCUGAUCCUGCACUGCUUUCAUUCACUGACUACUUUUGCAAACCGGCUGCAAAUAUGGGGCAAAAACAGGAGGUGUUUGACCUGUUCUCCUCUAUCCUGUAUGAGUGUGUGACUCAGGAGAACCCUGAGAUGCUGCCAGCUUACAUAGCAAUUGAUCAGGCUGUGAGAAGACUAGAAAAAAUGGAAAUGACUGAGACGUUUGACUUAUGGCAAAUAAAGCUGGUUCUAGAAUUUUUUAAUUCCAGAAGCCACCAGGAGAGAAUGAGGAAAAAUGCUCACCCCGGGAUCUUCAUGAACUCAGAAUUUUUACCAGUGAUGAAGUGUUCCAUUGAUAAUACCUUGGAUCGGUGGCUACAAGCUGGAGGUGAUGUCUGCUUGCACUCCUAUUUAAGUGGACAUCCCACUGACGAAUCUCAACUAAGUAUGCUGGCCUGCUUCCUCGUCUAUCAUUCCGUCCCUACUCCAGGACAGUUGUUAGCUGGAGGCCUGGAAGGGAAAACAAGCUUUUCUGAAUUGCUGCUGAAAUUCAAACCACUGAAAAUGCCAGUCCGUGCAUUACUAAGACUUGCUCCUCUGAUGCUGGGAAAUCCACAAGCCAUGGUUUUGUGAAAUUAAUAUAGUGAUUUUGACCUAAGCAAGUGACCAAGUGCCAGUACAAAGACAGUAUUUGAAAGAAGCAUAAAUGAAGUCAGUUUUGCUUCCAAGUUCACAGACUUGCGUCAAAUGAAUUUUCCAUUCCUUUUUAUGUUGUAAGAAUCAUAAAGAGAGGUAUAUAUAUUGUAGGAUGGUCAACAUACCUGUGCACACUGAUACAUUUACUUUUUUGUAAAUAAAGUUUGUUUGCAAAUAA
This is a messenger RNA of Pogona vitticeps (central bearded dragon), 6237 nucleotides long. Lineage: Eukaryota; Metazoa; Chordata; Lepidosauria; Squamata; Agamidae. The record is from RefSeq and is a predicted model, not a curated record.